Molecule: messenger RNA, 870 nt
Organism: Hydatigera taeniaeformis
Lineage: Eukaryota; Metazoa; Platyhelminthes; Cestoda; Cyclophyllidea; Taeniidae
Source: the annotation of a GenBank genome assembly
AUGGCGGCGGGUGGUAAUGUUCGUGGUUCCGCCGUCAAGGCUCUUCAGAAGGAAUUCAAGGAACUAGCCGAAACUCCAGUUGAGGGAUUCAAAGUUACCCUAGUUGACGAGUCGAACUUAUUUGUGUGGGAUGUAGCAAUUUUUGGCCCUCCGCAGACACUCUACGAAGGUGGUUACUUUAAGGCUCGUUUAUCUUUUCCUCCGGAUUAUCCUUAUCAUCCUCCUUCAAUGCGUUUUAUAAAUCCUAUGUUUCAUCCGAAUAUUUUUGAGAACGGGAAUGUGUGCAUAUCCAUUUUGCACUCCCCUGGCGAAGAUUUAUUCAGUGACGAACAUCCCUCCGAGCAGUGGAAUCCUACUCAAAAUGUUCGAACUAUCCUUCUGAGUGUCAUUUCUUUGUUAAAUGAACCUAAUAUUCACUCGGCUGCACAUGUGGACGCGUCUGUUGCGUACAGAAAGUGGAUUGAAUCUAAAGGAAAAGAAAAAGGGUACGAGCAGCGUGUUAGGGAGCUCGUGGAACGUACGAAGCUUGAUGCAAAGUGGGACGGAGUAAUCGUACCUACUACUCUCGAAGAAUAUUGCUUCGCCUCUCGACAGCAACAGUCUGCAGCGAAAUCACGGCAGGAAAGUGAAGAGGCGAUGCUUUUGGAUGAAGAUGAUUACUGCUUUUGUGGCGACGAUGAUGAGGACUUGGAUGAUUUCGACGAAAUUUAUGGAGAGGCGAAGAACCUGGAUGAAGUUGAAUGUGAAGAUAAGGUAGUCGCUUGCCACUGUGUAACUGACAAAUCUCUUCCCUCGAAAAGUGGUAUUACCACCCCCUCUGUUAAAUCCUCGGCGGAACCUAAUUCGCCUUCCACAUCUUUUAAAAGCUAA